AUCCGGCCCGAUCAAAGCAAGCAUGUGUUGAAGAUUUGAAAAGAUUUUUCCUCUUCCGUCACUCGUGUCCCGCACCGCACACCAGUCCAGUUCGCGAAACAGCUGAUUUUGGCUUGCAAUCAGCUGACGACGAGCGGACACUCUCCCGUCUCAGGCCAAACGGAUCCAGUUUGUUCCAGGCCCUCGUCCCGUUCGGAAGUCGGUCCCGGUUAAAAACUUUUGCAAACUUCUCUCUCCGGAGAUAGGUAGAAGAACCUUGAGAAAAGAACAAAGAAGGACGACCUUCCGGACGAACAAAGGAACCAGCGCCUUGGAGGAUCAUCGGCCAUGGCGGAUGAAAAUUUCAACAAAGCUCCCGGUUCGGAGAUUAAGAACCGUAUCCCUCCCGUUUCCCUGGGCAACGGGAAAACAUCAUCUCUCAUCACCUCUUCCUCGCCACUCCUCCCCGGUGGCCACCAGCCGUCGACGGCAUCUUCCGGACAUUCUGCUCUUAGUCAAGACUUUCAGUACACCAUUCUGCAGUAUGGCCACCACCUGAUGCCAACGCUAGUCCAGCCGGGCUUCUCGGUGUACCAUCCGGCACCCCCGCCGCCGCCCGUUCCGAUGUCGUUUCCGGUGUUCUACCAACCCGUCAACGGAGGACUUCCCCAGCCGCAACCCGUCGAUGCCAACAUGUUCUACCGUUGUAUGCCGCAGCUGGCCAGCGGUGCCGAGCUGCUAGGUGGUCAGAAGCUCUACAUGGCGCGAGGAGGAGGUACCAAGGUCGCGCAUGGUAAGAACAAGUCAAAGGAGCUGGACAUCGAUACGCGCAAGAUCGCGGAGAUUGCCGUCGGAGUCAGUGACGCCCCGCUCAGCCCACUGCUUUCACCGGACUCAACAUCGCGCGGUGCCGCGUCCGAAACGGGCUUCGGCGGAACGGGCGCCGUGGCCGACCAGGAAAAGUUUGCCGCGCUGACCGAGAUGGCGAUGCAGGGCUGCGAACUGGCCGAACAGCUGGCGACGCACCACCAGAAGCGGCCGUGCUUCAAGAAGAUCGACAGUCUGUGCGCCCGGAUGAAGCAGGACCUGAUCCGGCCGGACAGCGUGCUCGCGAACAUCAACUCGCAGGGGAUCGCUUGGGCGGUGAAGGACUUUAUCUUUGUCUUUACGCGCAUCAUCAACGCGUGGAUUAUCAUCAAGGGGUACGUGUACAACACGCCGGAGGGGCUGGAGCGGGUACAGAAGGUGCUGAGUCCGGACUUUUUGGAGAGCUUUUCCAAGUGGCAGGACUCGACGAUCGACUUUGUGGACUGUUUGAUCAAGUCGUUUACGAACCUGGACCAGAUGGUGCAGACGCAGCGGACGAGCGGAGUGCAGAAGGAGUCCAAGUAUGGAGGAGGUCGUCAGUCGAAGACGGACGAGGAGAAGGAGCGCCACAUUCACGAGCUGUACGAGUACCUGAAGGAUAUGAUUCCGAACUUGGGGGAGGGCGGCAAGGGCGCGGCUGGGGCGACGACGACUUCGUCGUCCGACAACACGAGCACCAGCGACAUGUCCGAUCGGAGCAGCGUGGUGUUUGAGAAUGCCAAGAGCUUCCUGAUGUCGGUGGUGAACGAUUCGACGCACGCCCAGAUGAAGCACAACGAGAACGGGACGUACUUCAAGACGGGAAUCUACGAGCCGGUCAAGAAGCCACCGGGUUUUGGGUCGCCUCCGCCGCAGGUUAGCUGCCAGGUGAAGAGUUCGUACCCGUUGGCGGAGCCUAGUCCGGUGACUUCAACGCCCAAGAUUCUGAAGAAUCCGAUCGCUCAGGAUCGGCCCGAUUUGCUGGGAAGUGUCGCUGGGGCUGAUGGCGAUGGAGGGGACAUUUCGCUCGGUGGCCAGCUGCAGACGGACUUUUUCAACGACGCCAUCAUCCGGAAGAGCUUCGACAGUGAAACCGUCGCCAAGAUCCACUUUCUGCUGCAGAAGGUGUUUAGCGUGAAGGAGGCGAUGUACUUUCUCGUGGGGCAGUUUACCAAGAAUUAUUUCCCAGACUUUCACACCAUCAACCCGAACUUUGUGGAUCUCCGCUCGAUCAUCUCGAAGGCCCAAAUCGGCGGCUACCGGAACGUGUACGAGAUUGUGCAGGACCUGCGCCAGAUUGUGGUGGCCGCUCGGCGUUACCUCGAACAAAAGUCAAACACGCUGCUGGAAGAGUCGGCGGACGAGUUCGAGCGCAGCCUGGAGGACAUUCUGAGCGACAAGAUUUUUGACUGUUACGAUUUUAGCGGCUCGCUCGGUUCCAGCUCGCCGACGGCGACCAGCUACAGCGGCAGUUCCAGUGGCUUUGGUAGCUCGCUGGCCGCUUCGUCCGGUGGAUUUUGAAGGGCUUCCUCAAAGUUUUACACGAUUCUAGCCGUAGUUGCUUGUUUUUACCUUUUGUUUGAGUUUUAACGUGAAGUCAGGGGGAGGAAGUGUUGUUAAUCCAAUUUUAUACCCGCGCGCGUGUGGAGAGGUACGCACAUUGUACACGAUAUUUUAAGUAAGUUUUAAAUCCUACGUCGCCGUCCAGGACCCAAAAAGUAGACCAGAGAAUUAGCAGGACAGAAACGAAAUUGACACCACAACGUAGCAAAAUCAAAGUGGAGCACCUCGUCAUUAUGACUUAAAAUUUGCAGAAAUCUCCAAAACCAUAGUGUGCGCUUGAUAGCUUAGAGUUACAUUUUUAAAUUGUUUGCAAAAAAAAGAAAAGUUUGGAUUUUUGGAUCAAGCCAAGAAAU
Molecule: messenger RNA, 2741 nt
Organism: Culex pipiens pallens (northern house mosquito)
Lineage: Eukaryota; Metazoa; Arthropoda; Insecta; Diptera; Culicidae
Gene: mtsh
Product: protein mitoshell
Exons: 7
Coding region: 328-2346 (672 amino acids)
Molecular function (GO): protein binding
Source: RefSeq, a predicted model, not a curated record